UAAAAUGUUUUCUCAUUAGCACGUAAAUAUCUUUCUGACAUAAUAUUAACAUUGGAUCUGAUCAGUUAAUUACAGACAUUAGACCAGCCUUCAACUAAUAAUUUGAAGAACAUACUAAGUAGAUAAACUAGUAAAUAAUAAGCAUAUACAGUUAAUAAACUAAGUAUAUAAACACAAAACAUUAAAUACUUAAAAGUUUCUAGACGAAAUGCAAGAAAUUAAUUGGUUCGCAGUGGCUUUCAUAGUUCUGCCACACACUGGAGGACUUGCAGGGGGCAUUAUAACGAAGAAGAAUAUAUUUUGGUACAAUGGCCUAAAAAAGCCCUUUGGCACACCACCAAGCUGGUCAUUUAGUCCAAUUUGGACGAUUUUAUAUAGUAGUAUGGGAUAUGCGUCAUAUAUGGUUUACAGAGAUGGGCAUGGUUUUGAUGGUCCUGCUGGGUUACCACUUAUUAUAUACGGAAUUAACCUUUUGGCCAAUUGGACCUGGACACCUAUGUUUUUCGCAAGGAAGAAUAUGAAAUUAGCCCUCUACAACAUGCAACUUAUCAACGCUACAGCUCUUUGUAUGGCUUACCUUUUCUACAAAAUAAAUACUACAGCUGGUCUUCUUAUUAUACCAUAUCUCACAUGGUUGGUCAUAUCAACGUAUCUCAAUUACUCCUUCAUGAUAAAGAACCCACCCAAAACAGCGACCAAUUAAAAAAUAUUAAAUAGAAUAUGUAUUAUAGUGAUAUAUUUAUUAGACUAAUGUUUAGUUAAGGCGACAAUAAUUUUUAGAUAUAAAAUAAAAUAAAAAUCUGGACAUAC
This is a messenger RNA of Diabrotica virgifera virgifera (western corn rootworm), 810 nucleotides long. RefSeq names its product translocator protein-like. The coding region runs from base 209 to 703 and encodes 164 amino acids. The transcript is spliced from 3 exons. NCBI's taxonomy places the organism in Eukaryota, Metazoa, Arthropoda, Insecta, Coleoptera, Chrysomelidae. Gene Ontology annotation, cellular component: mitochondrial outer membrane. The record is from RefSeq and is a predicted model, not a curated record.